Molecule: messenger RNA, 9102 nt
Organism: Melospiza georgiana
Lineage: Eukaryota; Metazoa; Chordata; Aves; Passeriformes; Passerellidae
Gene: STXBP5
Product: syntaxin binding protein 5
Exons: 26
Coding region: 55-3399 (1114 amino acids)
Biological process (GO): regulation of protein secretion; regulation of exocytosis
Cellular component (GO): cytoplasm; plasma membrane; SNARE complex
Molecular function (GO): myosin II binding; syntaxin binding; GTPase activator activity
Source: RefSeq, a predicted model, not a curated record
UGACAGCGCGGCGGCGGCGGGGCCGGGGCAGCGGGAGCGCCGCCGCCGAGGACCAUGAGGAAAUUUAACAUCAGGAAGGUGCUGGACGGCCUGACGGCGGUCUCUGCCGUCGCCUCGGCGUCGUCCGCCGCGCAGCAGCAGCAGGCGGGGAACCGGGAGACCGAGAUCCAGGAGACGCUCCAGUCCGAGCACUUCCAGCUCUGCAAGACUGUACGCCACGGUUUCCCCUACCAACCUUCAGCCUUGGCAUUUGAUCCGGUUCAGAAAAUACUGGCCAUUGGGACUCAGACUGGAGCACUAAGGCUCUUUGGUCGGCCAGGAGUUGAAUGCUACUGUCAACAUGACAGUGGAGCUGCAGUAAUCCAACUUCAGUUCCUGAUUAAUGAGGGAGCUCUAGUGAGUGCCUUGGCUGAUGACACCUUACACCUGUGGAACUUGCGCCAGAAGAGGCCGGCUAUCCUUCAUUCCCUCAAAUUUAACCGGGAACGGAUAACAUUUUGUCACCUGCCUUUCCAAAGCAAAUGGCUAUAUGUGGGCACUGAAAGAGGAAACAUUCACAUCGUCAAUGUGGAAUCAUUUACUCUCUCAGGCUAUGUCAUCAUGUGGAACAAAGCCAUUGAACUGUCAUCCAAAUCUCACCCAGGACCUGUUGUCCACAUUAGUGACAAUCCAAUGGAUGAAGGAAAGCUUCUGAUUGGCUUUGAAUCUGGGACGGUGGUAUUAUGGGACCUGAAGUCAAAGAAGGCAGAUUACAGAUAUACACAUGAUGAGGCUAUCCACUCCGUGGCUUGGCAUCAUGAAGGCAAACAAUUCAUUUGUAGUCACUCAGAUGGCACCUUGACCAUAUGGAAUGUAAAAUCUCCUACCAAACCAUUCCAGACAAUCACUCCACAUGGAAAGCAGCUGAAGGAUGGAAAGAAGCCAGAACCCUGCAAACCUAUCCUUAAGGUGGAAUAUAAAACAACUAGAGCUGGGGAGCCUUUCAUCAUUCUCUCAGGAGGCUUGUCAUAUGACACUGUAGGAAGAAGACCCUGUUUAACAGUCAUGCAUGGGAAAAGUACUGCUGUGCUAGAAAUGGAUUAUUCUAUUGUUGAUUUUCUAACCCUGUGUGAAACUCCAUAUCCUAAUGACUUUCAGGAACCAUAUGCUGUAGUUGUUCUCCUAGAAAAAGACUUAGUACUGAUUGACCUUGCACAAAAUGGGUAUCCUAUCUUUGAGAAUCCCUAUCCUUUGACUAUACAUGAGUCUCCGGUUACCUGUUGUGAAUAUUUUGCUGACUGUCCUGUGGAUCUCAUACCUGCACUCUAUUCAGUUGGUGCUCGACAGAAGCGUCAAGGUUACAGCAAGAAGGAAUGGCCUAUCAGUGGAGGCAACUGGGGUGUGAUCACUCAGAGCUAUUCAGAGAUCAUUAUUACAGGGCAUGCUGAUGGAUCAAUUAAAUUUUGGGAUGCGUCAGCAAUAACGCUGCAAGUACUCUAUAAGCUAAAAACAGCCAAAGUAUUUGAAAAAUCACGGAAUAAAGAUGACAGGCCAAACACAGAUAUAGUAGAUGAAGAUCCAUACGCUAUUCAGAUCAUCUCAUGGUGUCCAGAAAGUAGAAUGCUGUGCAUAGCUGGAGUUUCUGCACAUGUCAUUAUUUACAGGUUCAGCAAGCAGGAAGUGACGACAGAAGUCAUUCCGAUGCUGGAAGUACGUCUCCUAUAUGAGAUAAAUGAUGUUGAAACUCCAGACGGUGAGCAGGUGCCACCUGUACCAACUCCAGGCACAGGCUCCAAUCCCCAAUCCAUUGUUCCCCAGUCUCAUCCAUCUACUAGUAGCAGUUCAUCUGAUGGACUUCGUGAUAAUGUCCCAUGUUUGAAAGUCAAAAAUUCUCCUCUCAAGCAGUCUCCAGGCUACCAAAUUGAGCUUGUUAUCCAGCUGGUGUGGGUGAGUGGAGAACCUCCUCAACAGAUAACCAGCUUAGCCAUCAACUCUGCAUAUGGCCUAGUAGUUUUUGGAAACUGUAAUGGUAUUGCCAUGGUUGAUUACCUCCAGAAGACAGUGCUCUUGAAUCUAGGCACUAUUGAACUGUAUGGCUCCAACGAUCCCUACCGCAGGGAGCCACGAUCUCCCCGAAAAACCCGGCAACCAUCUGGAGCAGGUCUCUGUGAUAUAAAUGAAGGUACAGUGGUGCCAGAAGAUCGCUGCAAGUCACCCACGUCAGCAAAGAUGUCCAGGAAGCUAAGUUUGCCAACUGAGUUAAAGCCUGAUUUAGAUGUCAAAGACAACUCUUUCAGUCGAUCCCGGAGUUCUAGUGUAACUAGCAUUGAUAAAGAGUCACGCGAGGCAAUUUCAGCUCUUCAUUUUUGUGAGACUUUCACAAGAAAGGCUGAUACAUCACCUUCCCCAUGCCUGUGGGUUGGCACCACGCUGGGUACAGUGCUUGUCAUUGUACUGAACUUACCCCCAGGAGGAGAGCAGAGACUUCUUCAGCCAGUAAUUGUUUCUCCCAGUGGAACCAUCCUGAGGCUAAAAGGGGCAAUCUUGAGAAUGGCUUUUUUGGAUACCACAGGAUCUUUGGUCCCACCAGCACAUGAAACCUGGAGAGAACACCAUGAAGAUAAAGAUGAAAAAGAAAAAGCAAAAAAGCGACGACCUGUCUCAGUGUCCCCUUCUUCCUCUCAGGAAAUCAGUGAAAACCAAUAUGCAGUGAUAUGUUCAGAAAAGCAAGCAAAAGUUAUCUCACUGCCAUCCCAGAACUGUAUUUAUAAGCAAAAUAUAACAGAGACUUCUUUUGUUCUUCGUGGAGACAUAGUGUCGUUGAGUAACAGUAUCUGCCUUGCAUGUUUUUGUGCCAAUGGACAUAUUAUGACUUUUAGUUUGCCCAGUUUAAGGCCGUUGUUGGAUGUGUAUUACCUGCCACUCACCAACAUGCGGAUAGCCAGAACAUUCUGCUUCACCGAUAAUGGACAAGCACUCUAUCUUGUCUCACCAACUGAAAUACAGAGGCUCACCUACAGCCAAGAAACAUGUGAAAAUCUUCAGGAAAUGUUGGGUGAGCUCUUCACUCUUGUAGAAACACCAGAAGCACCAAACAGGGGGUUCUUCAAAGGCCUGUUUGGAGGUGGGGCACAAUCACUUGACAGAGAAGAACUCUUUGGAGAAUCAGCAUCUGGGAAGGCAUCAAGGAGUCUUGCCCAGCAUAUUCCAGGACCUGGGGGUAUCGAAGGUGUCAAAGGAGCAGCAUCUGGUGUAGUUGGUGAACUGGCACGAGCCCGGCUGGCACUGGAUGAAAGAGGACAGAAACUGGGAGAACUGGAAGAGAAAACUGCAGCUAUGCUUUACAGUGCUGAUUCUUUCUCAAAACAUGCUCAUGAGAUGAUGUUGAAGUACAAAGACAAGAAGUGGUACCAGUUCUGAUGACUCUCAUCAAUCACAUCUGUUUAAUUUUGUCCUGAUGAAAAAAUCUUGUUUUUUCAUUAAUUUUGGCAGGACCACUGAUAUUUAAAGGAGUAUUCACCAUCGGAUACUGUUGUUUCCUAGCACAAAUGACACACUGUUUUACCUCAGUCCUGGCUUUAACUGAGGAGCUUUAUAUCUAAGAAACACACACAAAAAAAGAAACUUGAGUGUUUCUUAGCUGUUGGUUAGCAUAAAGUUGGAACAGAGAAGGUAGCUGGAAGAUGUGGGAAAGAGAGUAAAAGGAAAUCGUGGUGAGAUGGGCAGGGGCAAUGCAGGGUCAAUCCUGUGUUAAUAUUUCAUAUGCCAAAAGUUUUUGUGCUAUUGUAAUUGCUGCCAGUGUUAUACCCUCCUGUAAGGAGAGGCAAUAAAUCAGGGGUCCAAGAGCUGGAAUCGAGCUGUUUGUCUUGCUGGACAGUAGCUGACUUACAAUUGCCCUCUCUAGGACUCGCUAUAUUUACCAUUAUUGUUGAAGAAGAGUUGAAGUUUCCUGUCAUUCUUUCAUUUAAAAAGCUGGAAGCUUGGAAGAUUUCUUAUUGAAAAUUGUAUACAUAGUUGACCUGUGCAUAGUCUUUUCUUGGACCCCUGAUCUAGUAUUCUUGUAUUCACAUCAUAUUCUGUGACGUGCAAAACAAAAGAAUACGUAAUUUUUGCAUUAAAAAGUCAAGUGAAUAAUAUGACUGGAAUGUGUCAUGCUGGGAGUUUUCGUUUGUGUUAUGGCCGUGCAAUGUGAAAUGUGGUAACAUCUUCCUUGUGGUAAGAAUUCUUCAAUUUCUGUUCAGUUAAAUAUUAUUUUUGCCAAAAAUAGUUAUUGGUUCAGGUUGUGUAACAUUUAGAAUUGGCUGUGGGUUCCACUCAUGCUGUGAAUUUUUAUAAAUGUUUAACAGAAUGUAUCUUUACAGCCAUUAAUUGAAAUAGCUGAGAUAGUUUUGCUCAAGACUUAAGUUCGAGAUGCCCCUUUAGUCCUUCACUAGGAAAUCAGAUAAUCUUGGACUCAGGUUUUCAAACUUCCGCACACCAUGGAGGUGCUGAUGCAUGAAUAAUGGCAAGCAAGCAUUUAAUACUUGAUAAUUGUCAGUAUGUUGUUUGGCCAAUCUCUAAGUUCUGCCAGUAGUGCUAUUUUACAAGUACCUGUCUCAGCCCCGUGCAGCACUAAAGGCAUUUGUCCUAAAGUUUGGAUUUAAUCUCUAAAGCAGUGUUUUCAUUGUAAGCAGUGGUAAAGUGUGCAUAAAAACUUUAGGAAUUGCUGAAAUAAUGUUCUAUUUGGGUGACAUAAAUAAUACAGCUGAACUAACUUGUUAAUGGCUACUGCACUAAAGCUGUAUCAGUGUGAAUAACCAGGGCUCUUUUUAAAAGAGAGUAUUCCUUAAAAUAAAUGCUUGCAUUUCAAAAAUUCCUUUAGACAUUUUUUCUCAAAUCAGGAAUAGUCAUUGACUCGUUUUGUUUUAUAAAAGGGAGUACUUAGAAGCUGAUAGGUCUACAUUGUCUGAAAUUAAUCACUUAGGUUUGCUUCUCCGAGCAUUGCAUUUUGUGUACUUUUUUCACAAACUUCCUGAAUGUUCCCAAAGCAAAACUUUGGUUAUAUUUGUAUUGUGAAGUGAUGUUGCAGUAACACAGAUAAGGCACCUUACAAAACACCUCAAGGAUGCAAAAUAUUGAAGUUACUUAUGGUUCCUUAAAUCACUUUUCAAAUGAGAGAAAAAUAUGUUCGGGCUUUGAAGCACAAACUGAUACAUGUUCUCACUUUAGGUAGAGCAACAUUUUAAAAAGACAGUUGAAUUGUGUUGUCAGUAAAAGGGCAUGCUCUACUAUGCCCACUGCUCAAAGGACUUAAAAAAUAACAAUGUGACAAUUCAAACAAGCAGUAUUAUGAUUUCUUGAUAGGUCUGUCCCAUAGCUACUGAGGCAAUGUUUACUUGAGUUACUUAACUCAGUUUGCCAUGCAGUAUUUGCCUCUGCAUGUUAAUUUAUUUUUUAGUGUCUAAUUAAUGCCUAUUUAACACCAUUUUGUGAGACAUUCAGGUAGAAGAAAAUGAGAUAAACCACCAUCCAUACCACAUCCAAAAAAACCCACCCUAGCUGACACUUGACCCCUUCCUUGUCUCACAUUUAUAAAUUGAGUUGACUCAUUAUUAUGUGACCUGCUGAAAAUGAAGUACAUUUCAGGGCAACAGAAUACUGAGGAAUUAAUCUGGUCAGGCUCUGGGGGAGAGGAUUGCAAAAGUAUUCUUCAACAAAUUAUGGUAUCAAUCAAUGGAAGAUGACCUUGGCUUGAAAGGAAAGCCUACUUAACUUUCUCAUCAAGAUGUAUUUGACAACCACCAGCAAGCAAAAUAAUCAGAGGCAAUGAGAGACCAUCUGGCAGUACCAGAGGAGUAGCGGCUGAUUUGGUGUUACAGAAUCUAUUGUAGUUGAAUCUCUUCUGGUGCUUGUGUUCAGGGCAUGCUUCUAGAUAGGAAGAAUAAUGGCAUGGUUGUUAUUGAGAUAAAUACACAAAUGGUUCUUGGUCAAUAAAAGGGGCUAUGUACAAUUUUAGUCUAAAAUGUUACUUUUUCCUUCCCAGUGGACGGAAGGCGAUCACACACCCAUCAUUGCAUCUUAUUGUGCUAUUGGUGGUGCACCUUUUGUACAGCAAAGUGUAUUGAAAUCCUUGCAGGGAAGCAUCCCUGGUUUUUUCACUAGCAUUUUAGUUGUGUGACAUUUUUUAGAGUGUCUGGAAAACUAAAAAAAUACAAUUGAGCUAUUACUUUUUUUUAAAUGAAAGUAAGAAACUACCUGCUGCUACCUAUCUGUUUAUAUGUAGUGUGUCUCAUUAGAAACUGUAAACUGAAGAAACUUUUCUUCACCUUAGUCCUGCCAAAUCGUAACUUUUGAUUCCUGGUAUGUGUAAAUAUGUGUGUAUUCCAAAUCAGUCUGAAAAUGUUACACCACAGGCAUCUCCAGUGAUUUGUUCUUCAGCAAACAGUCAGUUAUAAAGUAGAGUAAUAUAUAGCUGUGUUCUUUGUCUGUCUUUAUGCAAAGUUUUUGUGCCUGAGGUGGUACUUGCAUGGCAGGAGAUUGGAAAGCUACAUCCAAAGGAGGAUUUUUGGAAGCAAGUUCAUUUGCUUUUUUUUCCUUUUAGUUUUCCUUUUAUUUUCCUUUCUAUGUUUUGGUUUUGGUUUUUUUUAAUUUCAUUUGUUUUAGUGGUGUUUUGGUUUGUUUGGGUUUUUUUGAAGGGUGGGAAUUUUUGUUUCAUUGUUUUUGUUUCUUUUAUUUUUCAUUUUUGCUUAAUUAAUGGCACUGAUCUUACCUGAACUUUUAAACUUGAAUUUUUCCUGCACUUUAAUUCAAUCAUGGUAUUUUAUUCCUUAAUUUUGUUUCUGCAUUUGUGCAGUUCAGGUUCAUUAUUUGUAUAUAAACACACAUGUUCAAUAAAGACUUUAGAACAGAUUACUUUCAGGCACCUUUGCUAAUUAUGUGAUUUAUUUAGAAUGUGUGUUUUCUUAGCAAAAGAUGUAUAUACAAUAUAGAAUUUAAUGAAAGGCACCUAUUCUGUGUCAGCAUUCAGUUUAUAAAUUACUGCAACGCUUUCGCAUUUGUUACUAGAUAAUACAAAAGAAAUCUGUUAUAUUUAUACAUACUGCUUAAGAAUAUACUUUUAGUUUUAAAUAAUUUUUAUAUGUACACUUCUACCUUUAAUUUUAAAAAGACUUGUGUUCAAGUUUUAAGUCAAAGUACUUAAAGUAUGUAUAUUAUCCAUAGAAGUUGUUUUAAGCUUAUGAAUACAUUCAUAUCUCAUAUCGAGAUGAUACAAUUACUAAGCAAUUAAAACAAAUAGCCCAUUUUGCUUUGCAGAAAAUAAUCAGUUAUUUUUACCUCCCAUUAUGAACUUCCUUGAAUAAUUCUCCAAGUAUGGAGCAAGAAGAUAGGGAACUAGCCUAAUAUUCAAGUUUUCUCAAUAGCUGCAGUCCGUGGCUGACUGGUUUUCUAUGGGUUGGGUUUUUUUCUGGUACACAUGAGAGACUUUUUUCAGCUCUAUUUCUUGAACUUUUAAAAUUCUCCAAAACUGAAGUGAGGUUUGUCCAAUAAACAUUUUCUUUGAGUAAUGUGCGUAUUUUGAUUAUACAUCAGCUCUUUACAUGUAAAUCAGGGUUGGUUUUUAUGUGGGUUUGUUUUGUUGGGGUUUUUUUGUGUCUGAAACGUGUUGGAAAAAUUAAAGAGUCUGUGGCUGAAGUGCCCACUACUUUCUGCUUGUAGUUUAACAUGUCUGGGCAGGCACUGACUGCAGACAGUCCAGUGUGGGAGGGAGGGACUGCAGUGCCUUGCCUCCCUUUCCAGGUAGAAGGGCAGCCGGUCACUUCAAUCUUCCCUCGUGCCAGCCAAUUUCCUGGGUAAUUGAUUUGAGUCUUUUUGGGUGGAUGUUGAUAACUUUGCUACUACCACAAAAUCUUCAAAUACUCUGUAGACAGAAAUUAAUGAUGCUUGAGGGGUGGAAGUGAACAGAAUCAGGGGGAAAAAGUGUGUAAUGUAGGUGAAUCAGUUAAACCAAUUUUACUUCCGUUUUCAUUGAAAAGCUGAUCUGGGCCGAUUUCUUCUUAAGCCCAUUAUAAAGAUGUGCUAUAUAUCUACCUUAUUACUGUUUCAAAUCCCAUGAGUGUACUGUUUCUGGGUUCUUUUCCACCUUAUAAAGUUUGGACUUAAAGAUGUAGGCAUUAAUUUUUUAAAAGUGGAAAAAAAGGAAGAGAAAUGAGGCAGAAACACCAAACAAUCAAAUGGAAGAUGUCAAUCAGUAUCUUUUAGAAUUUCCAUGUGCACCUAGAAACGUUUAAGCUUACCUACAGCUGUAGGUUACUUUGACACUUGUAUUUUUCUGUUAGUACCUAAGUUCCAUAUUAACCAGGCAAAUAACUAGAAGUUAAACUGUUUCAGUUGAAAACAUGUAAGAAGUUGUAUGUGGAUUACCACUACCAUUCAGUCAUAGGUGAUGGAAAGGGAGAGGGGUGGGAACAUGUUUUAAAUAUUCCCUUUUAAAACAGAAUUGUAAAUAAGCAGUACUGUGUUAUUUUAGACCUGAGCUCUGCUAUCUGUAGUGGUUAGAACUAGGAAAACAUGCUGCUUUCUAGUUAUGCUGCUGUUUCAUUGUACCAGCACCAUGGGGGAAAAAAUACAUCCGUAAAUUUUUCUAACAUUGCCCACUCCUGGGUAAGCAUGCUUGAUGUGUAGCAGUUCUCGUUUCUGUAUAUGUUAGUGUGUACAUGAGUGUUUUCUUUUUCCCUUAUGUUCAUUGCAACUUAUUCUUCAGUUAAGUCUUGCUGAGCCCCACUAGCUCUUCUGAGGAUGAUUACUGGAAUAUGCAUUUUUAGGUAGGGUUGCAAAUCCAUCUGUCUACAAAUAUAGUUUCAUAUGAACUGCAAACUGUACUGUUACAAACUCAACUAUGUUAGAUUGCAUAGAGUUAUUUUACUUACAUGUACUUGGACUGAACUAUGUCAUCAUAAUGAAGUUAAAAAUUAAGUAUGGAAUAUUUUUGUAAAUAAAAAUACCUGUGCAGCUGGUAUUUUAAAUUUAAAAUGUAUUAUACAUUAAUGUUUCAGAAAAAAAUGUUCAUAUAUGUGUAUAUGAAUGUGUCAUUAUGCUGAAGGGCUCUUGAUUGGGCAAAAUAAACUAUUCAAAUCUCUCCUGAAA